Molecule: messenger RNA, 1867 nt
Organism: Mytilus trossulus (common blue mussel)
Lineage: Eukaryota; Metazoa; Mollusca; Bivalvia; Mytilida; Mytilidae
Product: torsin-1A-interacting protein 2-like
Exons: 2
Coding region: 124-1257 (377 amino acids)
Biological process (GO): membrane organization
Cellular component (GO): membrane
Molecular function (GO): ATPase activator activity
Source: RefSeq, a predicted model, not a curated record
UUUCUUGCAUUCAAUUUCCAUGCCUAUAACAGUUGAAGCAUUUCGGAAUCGAAAGCAAAAGUAGAGGGGUGAACACCAGUAAAGUUCUCGACAACGUCUAUAGCAUUCAUCUUAAGUUGAAAAAUGCAAUCUACACCAUACAACUUAAGGACACCUCAAACAGCCACACCUAGGGAUCCAUUACCAAGAAGAAGAUCGCCAAGACAACAUGCUAAGCAGAACACUUCUUAUGAUUUUGAGUCUGAGGAUGAGAAUGGUACUGAUGUAGAGGAAGAAAGUAUGGAUACAACCUGUUCACCUUACAAGUCUGAUAAAUCAUCAGUACAUAGAAGCUUAGAUUCAUCUAAAGAAGAUACUCCUGAAAAAGGUAGAAAAACACCACAAAAUAGACAUAAUAAAAGUGGAGAUAAAAAGCAAUAUGGUGAUGAGCAAGAUUCACCCGAUUCUAUCAAAACACAAAAACUGGAAACAUCUAUAAAUAAAGUCAAAUCAGAAAAGAAUAACAGUGCUAUUCGUGGAUCUAAUUUACUUUUUGUUGCUUGUUUUUUGGUAAUUGUUGGUGUUGUAUGCUUUCACAUAAUGAUGUCAGAUGAAAUUACAUCCAUACCAAAUAAUCAUAAUUUACUAGAAAACUUUAAUGCUGAUAUGAAAGCCUUUCAGUCAAUGUUUCCAGCACAGACUAAAAGAUUUUUAAAAAUAGUAAGAGUCAGUCUUAAAAGGAUUAUAGUAGAAAUCAAUCCAGAUUACCCUGCUAUAUUGUUAUUGGUGGUGCCAUCUGGCUCAAAAGCAUCAGCAACUGGAACAUGCAUAGCUAAACAGUUAACCAAAAGUAUGAAUUCAUUGUUUAAUGUGACCUCUGCAAGGGUAAUAAAUGUUCCAAAUGAUAUAAGACAUAAAAAUGCAGAUGAUGAAAAGAAAGAUUUAGACAAUAAGAUUAAAGAUAGUUUUGAGAAUGAACAUAUUAGGAGUCUGGCGGUUGAUCACUUUGAGCAGCUAUCUCCUAGAGCUUCACUUCUCUUUCAUGGUUACUGUGACGGCGAUAAUGCUCCCUUUAAAAAUGUAGCUAUAGUAUUUGUACUUCAUACAGAGUUAGAUAAGAAUUUACUUCAGCAAGAUUCCAGGUUAAUAGAUAACCACUUGAGAGAGUUGUGGUCUAGAUCUGAAUAUCCAUUAGAUCAAGAUAAAAUCGAUCCGUUAAUAGCAAGAGUUGCUAAUAAUGCUGCAGUGAUAACAGAAGAAGAAAAUUUGAAAUGUUAGCAAUUGAAAAACUUAAAUUUGUCUAAAUUCAUUUGCAGACCAAGGCAUCACUUGUCUAAUUAACCAUAUUUUUGUGAGAGAAAAAAACAUGACUUCACUAGCCGAGGGUUUUAAUCCAGUCAGAUCUAUCCCUUGGCUAGCAAGAAUGAACACAAAACAAUUCCAUAAUGUAUUGUAUUUAUUUAUUUGCAUAAAAACGUACACUAAUGCAAAUAUAAAUACAUAUAUAAAUGUGAUGCGAAAGAAUGUAUAAGUAAAUGUUAUUAUAUCAAAUAUAAAAUGUUCACUUUUGAUUUGCAAAUGUCAAUUUCUGUUCCCUGUGACAUUUCUCCAUUAUAUAUAUAGGUAAUCCAAACUAAAUGGCAGUAACAAUCUUGUAUUUGAAUUGGUGACUGAACAGACUUAUAUUUUAAAAGGUAGAAAAGUUCAAUACCCAACCUAAUGGUCAGAAGUAAAAUCUUGGUUACAUCAAUUUCCUUGAUAUCUUUUCAAAUAUAUAUAAGUGACUGAAUUUCUGAAUAUUUGAUCAUUUAUUUUAUUAAAAUACUUUUUCAAAAGAGCCCUGGUGUUUGAAAUAUUUAGGGGAAAUUGGUAAAAGAAUUAAUGUUAG